This is a messenger RNA of Sebastes umbrosus (honeycomb rockfish), 3391 nucleotides long. It is a transcript of the gene limd2, whose product is annotated as LIM domain containing 2. Gene Ontology annotation, biological process: actin filament bundle assembly. The coding region runs from base 227 to 571 and encodes 114 amino acids. Gene Ontology annotation, cellular component: actin cytoskeleton; plasma membrane. The transcript has 4 exons. NCBI's taxonomy places the organism in Eukaryota, Metazoa, Chordata, Actinopteri, Perciformes, Sebastidae. Gene Ontology annotation, molecular function: actin filament binding. The record is from RefSeq and is a predicted model, not a curated record.
AACCAAUAGCGUGCGACAUCCUGCCGACGAGAGAGAGAAAAAACGUAAUGUUGAAAACCCAACCGUGAAGCGAAGCAAAGCGGAGGCUAGAACCACACCGGCACCGGGAGCCAGCAGCGUCUGUCUACAACAAAAGCCUCCGCAGAGAGAAACUGAAUGAGAGAGAGAGAGCAAGAGAUCAGCCUCACAGACACAGACGUUAUCAAAGCCAGAGAAAGAAGCGCAGAUGGACACCAGGAACACCACUGAAGAGAAACCUGUCCAGCGAUCUAAGUCUUUCAGCUUUAAGACCCAAAAGGAAGUGUGUUCAUCAUGUGAGAAGACGGUCUACCCAAUGGAGAGAUUGGUUGCCAACAACUUGGUCUUCCAUUCAACCUGCUUCUGCUGCAAGCACUGCAACGCCAAACUGAGCCUUGGCACCUUUGCAGCUCUUCAAGGUGAAUUUUACUGUAAACCCCACUUUCAGCAGCUGUUCAAAGCAAAAGGCAACUACGACGAGGGCUUCGGACGCAAACAGCACAAAGAGCUCUGGACCUCCAAGGAGUCAGAUAAUAUAACAAAGACGGCAUAAUCAUAAUCUGCCUGUGUCCCAUCCCAGCCAUGCCUCUUUCUCUUCCUCCUCCUAACACCUCCGAUACAUCACGAUGAACACAUGCCUCAUAUGCUGGGGCACUGUUAAAUCACCCACGCGCUCACUCGCUUUCUAAAUGCCAUCAGAACAGAAACAUGCACAAACAGCUAGGAAAUGACUGGCCAGUCAUAAUCCAUACCACUUAAAAAAAAAAAAAUUGUGGAUAUUUUGGAUUCAAUUUAAUUGAUAUCUUUAAUGUCUUCAUUUUAUUUUCCAAUUUCCUGUUUGGAAUUAGUAGUUGAUUGUGACCAAAAACCUUCUCUGGUAUGGGGAGUAUAAUAAUCACUUUUUAUUUUUUAUUCUUUUAAAUAAUUUGCACCCUUUUUUUUAAUUUUAUUUUUGAAUAAGUCAACUGUAUGCUCAGGCAAACAUAUCAGAGGGGUUACAGAGCAUCUAUGUUUUGCAGUAGAGCAUACACUCAGGUCAAUUUUCACCCAAGUUUCACUCAUUUUAACAACACAAAUCAAAAUAAUAGUCCUCAGUAUUGUGACUUUGCUGUCCGACAGUUAUGUCAGUUUGUUAGGUUUCAUAUAUUUGAGGAACAAACAGGGUACAGAGUACUGUAAAAUAACCGCGCACAUCAGCAACAGCUCACCUCUCGUGUUUUUAAUUUUUACGUUUCAAUAUUGUUCGCCUCAUCCCACGGUUUGUUCUUAUUUUAUUGACCACUGUAAGUCUUAUCCUUGCAUGUUGGGAUGACUGGGUCUUAAUAGCCUUAUCUUAUGACUGUAUUGAUCUUUUUGUGUUGUGAAUGAUUUUAUUUCAUUGAUGCAAAUCACUUUUUAAAGGUUUUUAGAAGCACUUGAGUUUGGAUUUGAUUGAUGUCACGGCAUACGUUGAUCCUCUCUGAGCUUUUAUCGAUGGUUGAAAUUUUAAUGGGAUUCUCAGAUUGUGUUUUGUAAACUAUCUGUACGUAGCGCUGUAGUUUGUGAUUUAGUGAACAUUCCCCACCUUGCUGUACUCUCGUCUUGCACAUACGACCACACAUGAUCACCAGACAAGAUAAUCACAGGGAAACUUGAGGCCUCAUUCGUAAAAAAAACAUCCCUCGCUCUGUCAGAUGAAGCAUCCUAAGAAGAGCUGUAAACAUUUGGUUGAAUUGACAAUUACAAAUGAGGAUGUGGAUGGACGGAGCUUAAGCCUUGCAGGAAACCACACAAUUUUUGUUCCUUCGUCAUUUCCCGCUUUGUCAGUUGUUGGCGUCUUGUGGUGAUUUUUCCCCUGCUGUAUUUGAGUGUGUUCAUAUAGCUGGACAGUUUUUAUGGGGGACGUAGACAGAUCCAAUCCAAUCACAGUGUCUUGAACAUCCAUUUGUUUUGUUUCCCAACCAGAAAGCGUGGACAGGUUUCCUUUUUAAAUAAAUGCCUUCCUGUUCUCAUCUCCUGUCUUAUUAGCUAAAUACAUCUUAGCACCUGGACCUAUUUCUUAGUAUUGAAUUAACAGUAGGUGGCUGAGUGAGGGUUUGUCCCCUGAUGUGCUCCUGCAUGCUGCAUGCAAAACCCAUUGCAGAGCACCCCCUGCUGGGGAACGUGUGACACUAGCGUCUAGUGUGAGAGGAAGAAAAACAAGUCGCCCCUGAACUCAACAUAGCCUUUAUUCAAAGUUUUUGAAUACCUUGCCUCGGUCUGCAGUGCAGCUGCUGCACUCCAGACACUUUUUAUUUUAUUUAAUUCCAACACCUAAGAGAAAUGAACCCAGUUAGGCAAGAUUUCCACAUCUAUUUUUCAUUCUAUAAAAAGAAUGAGUUUAAAGCCAUUCAAAUAUCUCAUUUUAGAACACGUCUGAAUACCACUGAGACUUGACUGACACUUGAAUGACACAAAGUACUUUUGUGACUGAAGGUUUACUGUGAAUUUGAGCAUGCUGUGCAGAAUAGAAAGCUAAACUGAAAACAGAUGGAUAUCUGCUACUUUUUUAAAAAGAGAAGCCUUAGAAAUAAAUAGCUGACCUGAUUGCUUUUUUUUUUUUUCAAACAAGUCUUUUUGAGUGCACAGAUCUUAACAAAGAAAUCUCCUGAUCAUGCCUUUUCAAAAACACCCGCUUAGUUUAGAGCCCCACUCUUUAACAUAGGAUUUCUUCACUCAACCAGCAGCCAUUUUUUUCCUAUCUAACCACUUUUUAUCCACUUAAAAUGUACAAUAAUUCCGUGUGUGACAAUGUAUAUUUUAUAUUUUCCUUUUUUUCAUUUUAAAAUGGUCCUCUGGAUCCCUGAGAAUGCUUUAAAAUCAAAGUAUUGUAUCUAGAAAUGCUGUCUUUGUCAUUCUCCGUUAGCAGUUCGCCAAGGUACAACUGCAGAAUCUGUGAAUUGCAACUGCUAAGUGUAACAGAGCAGACCAGGUACACUUAACACUGGUGCCAAGAGGCUCAGGUGAAUGAUUGCAGCGUAACAUCGUAAAUGUUAAACCUGUGAGUCACUUCAUUUUUGUGCUUAUCUUGAUGUGGACUUACUUUUCAAUGCUGUUGUCAUCGAGACAUUUUAAAUGUAUGCAUCUUUGAAAAUGUAUUCUGUAUUACAGACUUGACCUGUGGAUUGAGGUGGCCUUACAGCAAAAGGACGCCUGGACUGUGUUUUCAGUCGUUCUCCUCUAUUCUCCCUUCUCUCUCUAUUGCUUAGUUGUGGUAUAGAAGUGUAACAUUUCAAAACGUAAGCGCCCCCCUUUCUACGCCAAUAUACACAAUCAUUUUGUGCAUUUUCUUUCUUUUCUUUUUUUGUUUUUUACAUGCUUUUGGAGAAAAAAUAAAAUGCUGGUGUUGAUUUAA